AUGAAAUGUACAGUCUCAACUAAUUCUUGGAGAGAACUCGAUAUAAACGUCUCCCUGCCGGAAAUGGUAUAUAACAACCCGCGCUUCUCUGUUCAAUUUAAUGGCUGCUUCCAUUGGUGCACACUGUUAACUGAUUCUUUUGUCUUCAAGAUCCUUUCUUUUGACAUGAGCAUUGAGCAAUUUCUAGAAAUUCAAUACCCUGAUGGAGCAGUAGACCUUGAAGUAGGAGAAUUUGGCAUGCAGAAACUCAUUGACUUGGACAAUUCACUUGCCAUGAUAUGCUAUGCUAAUCCAGAGACGCAAAUUUCGGAUAAAUAUUUUGAUAUAUGGGUGAUGAAGGAGUUCGGUGUGCAGGAGUCUUGGGAUAAAAAGUUUUCCAUAGGACCACUCUCAAGGAUCGAGGGCCCAUUAUCUUCAUGGAACACUGAUAAACUGCUUUGGGAAAUGAGCAAUGGACAGUUGGCUUCAUGUGCUGUCCUAGGUGAUAAUCAAGGAAGUCUUACAAAAUACAACAUUCAUGGGUUUCCAACGACUCUGCAAGCAGAUAUUUAUCAUGAAAGUUUGGUUGAUCUUGGUGAACUAUGCGGUCGUCGAAUGAACUGA
Coffea arabica (coffee) is the source of this 603-nucleotide messenger RNA. Its product is annotated as F-box/kelch-repeat protein At3g23880-like. Lineage: Eukaryota; Viridiplantae; Streptophyta; Magnoliopsida; Gentianales; Rubiaceae. The record is from RefSeq and is a predicted model, not a curated record.